AUGCAGUCAAGACUUGGUUGGACGAUGGACUAUCUGAUCGGCUGUGGCUUGCCCACAGUCCAGAACAAGCUGGUGGUGCUUCGGAUGCCAUGCGAGAGUGGCGAGGUUGCAGGAUGCCAUGGGCACAUGGGGCAGAUGGCAUGGCCACCAGAACCAGACAUCUCUGGCGCACCACAGCGGGACCUGGGGGGUCGGGAAGACCAGCCGCGGUUACCGGGGCCACUUGAGCCACCUGGGCCAACGGAGCAGCGCCGCCUGCUUUUCUUAGACGUGGACGGCGUGCUACAUCCGCUGCAGGUCCGGGUGCUGGAGCAGACGCAGAAGGUGGACAUGUCUCACUGCUUUCAGAGGACCUGCAUGCAGGAGCUUCGUCGAGUUGUGUUGGCAACCGGAGCACAGAUCAUCCUCAGCUCGUCUUGGCGCAAGUUCGAGAAGACGCGGGACCUGCUGAAUGAGAACUUGGCGAAGUAUGGGCUUUCCUUUCGAGAGUGGACCACGGUGGCAGGCGGAGAAGGAAAUGAUGCUCGGGUCGACCAGAUCCUGGCCUUCGUGACUACAUCUGGAGUGGAUUCAUGGGCCGUUGUAGACGAUGAGGACUUGGCUCCUUCCAGCUCGCCUGGAUCAGACAGCAUGAUGAGGUGCUUGUUUCGGCAGCAUUUUGUCCGCACAGACACGUCAAGGGGCCUUGACUCCUCUGCAGCAGAUGCGCUGAUCCAGCUUUUGAAUGAGCCGUGA
Symbiodinium natans is the source of this 735-nucleotide messenger RNA. The record is from the annotation of a GenBank genome assembly. NCBI's taxonomy places the organism in Eukaryota, Dinophyceae, Suessiales, Symbiodiniaceae.